Messenger RNA from Gordionus sp. m RMFG-2023, 2708 nucleotides. RefSeq names its product RNA-binding protein 25-like. Gene Ontology annotation, biological process: mRNA processing; regulation of alternative mRNA splicing, via spliceosome. Gene Ontology annotation, cellular component: spliceosomal complex. The record is from RefSeq and is a predicted model, not a curated record. The coding region runs from base 67 to 2559 and encodes 830 amino acids. The transcript has 19 exons. Gene Ontology annotation, molecular function: mRNA binding. NCBI's taxonomy places the organism in Eukaryota, Metazoa, Nematomorpha, Gordioida, Chordodea, Parachordodidae.
AUAAUCGAUCCAUUUUUGAAUUAGCGUACGCCAUCUUUUAUUAAAAAUUUUAAAAUAUUGUAAUUUAUGUCCUUUCCAAAUCAAGCACAUAUGAUCCCUCAAAUGAGUUAUAUGAUGCCACCCGGUAUGUCAAUGAUGCCUAUGAAUAUUAUGCAAGGAGUAUAUGUACCCCCACCUUCUAUGGGAUUUCCAGGUCAAAUGCCUAACAUGAAUCAACCCAUGCAAUCAUAUGUAUAUCCAACUGCUAGACCAACUCUUACACCUUUACCUGUUGUCAGUCUUCCUAUACUUGAAAAAUUGCCUGCUCCAUCAUUAAUUAAAUCUAAUCCCACUACAACAGUAUUUGUCGGUAAUAUAAAUGAAAAAGCCCCUGAUAUGCUAGUCAGAAAUAUUUUGAGCAAAAUUGGAAACAUUAUUAGUUGGAAACGAGUUCAAGGAGUAGGAGGAAAGUUACAAGCCUUUGGUUUCUGCGAGUUUGAUGAUCCAGAAGCAACCCUCAGAUCCAUUAGACUGUUGCACACUUUUGAUUUGGGUGGGAAAAAACUUAUGGUAAAAGUUGAUGCCAAGAGCAAGGAAAAGCUCAGAGAGUACCGACUCAACAAACGCAAAGAUGGCGGUUCGCUCAAUAACAGCGGCGAUAGCAAGGCGGAAACGGACGAGGAGAUUUUCAAACCGGACGUUAACGCCGUCAAAAGAGACAACAACAUAUUGCACGAGAUCAAAAAGCUCAUCAAAGAAAACGCCCACGAAUUUGUUAAGACCGCCGAGGAUGAGCUACAAGCUACCAAAGAAAAAUUGAAUAAAACUCAAAAAAUUGGGAAUAUUGCUUUAGACGAAGAAAAGACUGACGUUAUUUCCAAAGAAAUUUUGCGCUUCAAGGAAAAUAACAUGAAGGAUGAAAAAUUCCGCGAAAAAAUGAGGGAAAAAGGGCGCGAAAAGAGGGAACGAGAAAGGCAGCUCAAAGGUAGCCCUUCCGAAUCCAAGGAGGAAGGGGUGGACAAAGAAAAGAAACCAUCUGUCAUGAGGAGAUACAGGCCCUCGAGAUCUCGUUCGGGCUCCCGUAAAAGGCACAGGGCCAGGGAGGCAAGCGCCGAGAAAGAAAAGAGGGAGCGAAAGUCUGCCAGCGUUAAUAAGGAGGAAAAGGAAGCGGCGGAAAAAGCUCGGGAACUGAGAGAGCAGAAGGAGCGAGAACGGAUUCGAUUGGCCGAGGAGGAAAGGGAGAAGACGUACGAACGGCGUAAGCUCGAGCGCAAAUUGCGCGAAAAGGAGGCGUCUUACCAAGAGCAAUUACGAGGCUGGGAAACUCGUGAAUCCAAGAAAUUGAGGGAACACAGGAAGCAGAAACAGUACGAAGAAUAUCUCAAGGAAGAGGAACUCACCGAAGCUAAAAGGCUCAAGGAGUUCCUAGAAGAUUAUUUGGAUGAUAGGGACGACGCCAAAUAUUACAAGGGUUCAUUUCUCGCUCGCAGGCUUAAAGAACGGGAGAAAGAGAUGGAGAUGGACCUGAAAGAUAGGCAGAAGGAGAAGGAAGAGAUCGAGGAGAUUAAAGCUAGGCUCAGGACAGAAUGUCAUCCCAAUCUGGAACUAGAAAUGGCCAAGCUCGAAAAAAGCCGAUCCCAGCACCUCAAACCCCAGCUCAGAAUCGAUAACGAAAACCGCGGUAAAAAUUCAGUCCAAUCUUCCCCGGUUAUUCUUCCACCCUUAUCUAAAAGAUCAUCCAAGAAAUCCAGUCGGGAAGAGAAGAAAAAGAGGCACAAGAGGAAGCGUAACACCGAGACCAGAGGCGAUAGCAUGGAAGUAGUCGUGAAAAUUGAGGAGAAUCACAAAGCCGUGGCAAAUCAUAACGACAUCUCUACACCCUCAUCCCCAGAAACUAAAGAACAAAAUCAUACCAAUUUUGUGGCAAUAAAAUCCGAAAUCAUUAUCGAAGCAGAUACCGUCAAAUCAACCGGAGAUUCAAAUACCGCCGUAGUAGAAACCACUACCUGUUAUAAGCCAAUAGGGUUUAAGUCUUUACAGCUAGGAAAAAAUAAAGCUAAUGUGGACAACGUGUUUGGCGAAGAAGAAACGGAUUCCAAAAAGAAACUGAUCCCCCUUGACGACGAUACCCAAUCUAUCACCCUUGACCAAUCAAAUGUUUUACCCAAUCCAAACGCCUCUCCCGAUUCGGCCAAUCAAAAUUCUACUACAGGAGCCGUAUCUGCCUUGACGCUGGAAGAGAAGAGGCAAUCGAUCAAACGCCUCAUCGAAAAAAUUCCUACAAAUAAAACUAAGCUUUUCGCUUACAACAUACAAUGGGACCUGGUGGAUAAUAUUUUGAUGGAGAAACGUAUUAAACCUUGGAUAAACAAAAAGAUUGUCGAAUACAUUGGCGAGGAAGAACUGACUUUAGUGGAUUUCAUCUGCUCAAAACUCCUGAACAACAAUUCCCCUCAAUCCAUACUAGACGAUAUUCUCAUGGUUUUGGACGAAGAGGCGGAAGUCUUUGUCGUCAAAUUAUGGAGGUUGCUCAUUUACGAAAUUGAAGCUAAAAAGGCGGGACUAUUGAAAAUGGAAUAAUUGCAGAAAACUAUUUUUAUUUUAAAAUAUUUUGCUAAUGUAUCGGGCUAGAGUAACUCGUGAUUUAUAUAUAAUAUUUUGAUAUGGAAUUUGUAUUUAUUUAAAGUAUCUGAUAAUUUUCGAACGAGCACAAUGUUUUGUUAUAUAAU